This is a messenger RNA of Heterotrigona itama, 1910 nucleotides long. The record is from the annotation of a GenBank genome assembly. NCBI's taxonomy places the organism in Eukaryota, Metazoa, Arthropoda, Insecta, Hymenoptera, Apidae.
AAACAAAAAAAAAAAGAAAACUCGCAAAUUAUUAUGUAACAAUUAUUGCACAAUUAAAUCAUCUUUUUUUUUGAUUUAUCAAAUUAUACUUCAAUUAAAUAAUGUAAUUUAAAUUACAAAAAUUUAUAUUUCACAGUGAUUAAUUUAUAUCUAACAUUCCUAACACGAACAGCCUAAUGUCAAUCUCAUAAAUUAACAUAACAUACACAAGAUUUCAAGCUUCCAGAAAGUACUUCAAUAUUUUAAAACGUAGAAGCCUCUAAAAAAAAGAAAGAAGGUAUUAUUAAUAUUAUUUGUUAAUAUUAUUUAUAAUAAUAAUAGGUAUUGAUAAAAAGUACUGUUAGUACUAAAGUAAGACGAUAAGUAUUGUCAUUAAAAAGCCAUUUCAAAAUUUUAUCUCAAAUGAAUCGUUACGGAUCACUCUAACAAGUAGGAGCUAUCACGAAUUUUUAUUCAAACAGCUAUUAACAAAAAUCCCAAUGUAAACGUCGCUAUCUUGUUCGAAGAAAUAUCCGUCUACGUGGAAAACAUGCUUCCAAAAUCAUAGUUCUAGCAAUGGGGAAGCACGAAUCAAUACGAGUCAUCCUUGAAUAAUUUUUUUUCUUUUUUCCCAACACCACGUUCUAAGCCGAUCAGGAAUAAAAAGUACGCGAUGCUAUUGCACCCAACGCAGUACCCGCUGAUACGUUUUCACGUGAAGGAUCUCGUUCCUGUUCACCAUUCACUGGGAAAAUCUGAGGAGAUGGCACGCUACGCGGAAGAUGUGUACUACGAGUUCGCGAUCAAGUUAACUCACGAUGCCGCGCAAAUACUCAAAGCAGCUAUCAACGGUGCGAAGAAAGUAGACGAGAAGUUGGGCAAUUGGGACUUGGUAACAGAAUAUGAUCGAAAGAUAGAGGACGUGGUUAUUGGUCAACUAAAAGCAAAGUUCCCUAACCAUAAAUUUAUCGGUGAAGAAUCGACUGGAAAAGAGCUUCCAGAGCUGACCGAUGAUCCCACGUGGAUUAUUGAUCCAAUCGAUGGCACUACCAACUUUAUUCAUGGAUUCCCUCACACUUGCGUUGUAAUCGGUUUGUCGAUUAAGAAAGAAAUGGUGAUUGGCAUCGUUUACAACCCUGUUCUGGAACAAUUGUUCACAGCGAGGAAAGGUCGGGGAGCGUUUUUAAACAACAAACCUAUAAAGGUGUCUAAUGUUCAAGAUUUGUCGAAAGCUUUGGUCUGCAUGGAAAGUGGUUUCAUAAAAGUGGAUCACAUGAGAGAAAAAACUAUUGAAAGAAUACGAGCAAUCGUUCUAGAAGCUCAAGGCAUUCGCACACUUGGUGUGGCGGCAUUGACGUUAUGCUACGUUGCAAUGGGAAUUGUCGAGGCUUAUUAUAUUGAGGGGCCAGGUAUCUCUACUUGGGAUAUCGCCGCAGCAUCGUUAAUUAUUUCCGAAGCAGGUGGCGUCGUUGUCGAUCGUGAAAAGAUUAACAUCAUGAAACCACGUGCAAUUGGGGCAUGCAACGAGAAAAUCGCAAACAAAUUAGUUGAACUUAUUCGUGAGGCUGAUCAAAGAGUGAAAUAGAGGAAUGGAUAAAAAUGAAUAUAUUUAUAAUUAUAAUAAAAUUAGUUCCUACUAGCAGGGCGUUAUUUCAUAGAAUGUUACUUGGGUAACAUUCUUAGGACAUACACAUAAUAAAAUAUAGAAAACGUAUAUGUUCAGAAAAAAUUAAAAAAACUGCAUAUUUUUACAAGAAAAUUGAUAAUAAAAUAUGACUCGAAUGAAAACUUGUUUCGUAUGUUUUGCAUAUUUUUUAAGUAUUUAUUUUCUAAGUAAAAUAUGUAUUUCAUAAUUGUAUUAUGUACUAACGUUCGUUAAAUAUUAAUAUGAAAAGAUUUAAUGAUUAAUAAAAAUAAAAAUUUAUCAGAAA